AUGGCGUCUGCACAGUCCUCCUCCUCCGACGGCGAUCCGGAUCCCAACGCGACAAAUUUACGGCCGCCGGGCUCAAGCUAUGACGCUUGGUGUGGUGUUGCUCAUGGCUGUACAAGGAAAUUGGGAAUGAAGAUCUGUGGUUUCCUGCAGAAGAACAACAGCGUGGAGGAGAGGAGCAGGCUGGCGGCCUCGUUGAAGGAGCGCGCGUCCAGGAGCCUCAUGCUCUCGUGUGACAACAGUAGCGGGGGUGCUCGCUUCACACGCACGGAGACAGAUUUCUCCAACCUGUUUGCCAGAGAGCUUUUACCUGCCAAAAAUGGAGAAGAGCCCACCAUGCAGUUCUUGCUGGAGGUGGUGGAAAUCCUCACCAGCUACAUCCGCAAAACAUUCGACAGAUCCACCAAGGUGCUGGACUUCCACCACCCACACCAGCUAUUGGAGGGCAUGGAGGGCUUCAACCUGGAGCUCUCAGAACAGCCCGAGUCUCUGGAGCAGAUUCUGGUGGACUGUAGGGACACCCUCAAGUACGGUGUUAGGACAGGUCAUCCCAGGUUCUUCAACCAGCUCUCCACUGGAUUGGACAUUGUCGGUUUGGCGGGGGAGUGGCUCACCUCGACAGCCAACACCAACAUGUUCACCUACGAAAUUGCCCCUGUCUUCGUACUGAUGGAGCAGCUGACGCUGAAAAAGAUGCGCGAAUUCAUUGGCUGGCCAGAGGGGGAGGGGGAUGGCAUCUUUUCUCCAGGAGGAGCCAUCUCCAACAUGUACGGGGUGAUGAUUGCACGCUACAAGUACUUCCCUGAGGUGAAAAGCAAAGGCAUGGCAUCUGCACCUCGGCUGGUCCUCUUCACCUCUGAGCAUAGCCACUAUUCAAUCAAGAAGGCUAGCGCAGCAUUAGGAUUUGGAACGGACAAUUUAAUUCUGCUCAAAACAGAUGACAGGGGUAGAGUCAUUCCUGCUGAUUUGGAAGCCAAAGUAAUCGAAGCCAAGCAAAGGGGUUGUGUUCCCAUGUACGUGAACGCCACAGCCGGCACCACGGUCUACGGGGCCUUCGAUCCCAUCAAUGAAAUUGCUGACAUCUGUGAAAAAUACAACAUGUGGCUUCAUGUGGACGGUGCUUGGGGAGGAGGGUUGCUGAUGUCAAGGAAACACAGACACAAGCUGAAUGGAGUCCAUAGGGCCAACUCAGUAACCUGGAACCCUCACAAGAUGAUGGGAGUGCCUCUGCAAUGCUCUGCCAUUCUGGUCCGAGAAAAGGGCUUAUUACAAGGCUGCAACUCCAUGUGCGCCGGCUACCUCUUCCAGCCAGACAAGCAGUACGACGUUGCUUACGACACGGGAGACAAGGCCAUCCAGUGUGGCCGCCAUGUCGACAUUUUUAAAUUCUGGCUCAUGUGGAAAGCAAAGGGAACAGUGGGAUUCGAACAGCAUAUCGACAAGUGUCUUGAACUCUCGUCAUACCUUUACCACAAAAUAAAAAACAGAGAAGGCUUCGAGAUGGUGUUCAACUCAGAGCCGCAGCACACCAACGUAUGCUUCUGGUACCUUCCGCCGAGCUUACGCAGCAUGCCGGCUGGUGAAGAGAGACAAGAGAGGUUACACAAGGUGGCCCCAAAGAUUAAGGCCAUGAUGAUGGAAUCUGGCAGCACAAUGGUGGGCUACCAACCUCAAGGAGAGAAAGUCAACUUUUUCCGCAUGGUCAUCUCCAAUGCGGCUGCUACUAGGUCCGAUAUCGAUUUUCUGGUGGAGGAAAUUGAAAGACUCGGGCAUGACCUGUAA
Nerophis lumbriciformis (worm pipefish) is the source of this 1779-nucleotide messenger RNA. Lineage: Eukaryota; Metazoa; Chordata; Actinopteri; Syngnathiformes; Syngnathidae. The record is from RefSeq and is a predicted model, not a curated record.